AUGACUGAAGAUAUUACUAACAUUCUUACUGCGGGAAUUGCUGCGCUUGACUUAAAACAGUCGACCCAAGAGACGUACACGGUCGGGAAUAGUGCGAGCAAGUCGUUGAGCGACAGUGUUUCGCAAAGACCAAUUGCGAAGUUUACUCGUCGUGUUAGAAUUCAGCACGUAGAUCAGUCGCGUGGCAGUUCAGUGGAACGAGCACAAUCAUUAAGUGCAAAGGACAAAGAGAAGGCUGUUGGAGACAUUUCUCGGCUGCGUAAAGAUUCGCAUUCCGAGACUGCUAGCGACAAGUCGACCACUAGGCCACCAUUGGACGUGGUACAAUCUGAACUCGAACUUUUAUUGCUCGAAAAUAAGAAACUGAGGAAAGAGGCAGACGAAUCCAAGGCAAAAUGGAACGAGGAGAUCUCGAGACGAAUCGAAGCAGAAAGCGACCUGAAGAAGAAAGAAGACGAAUUAGUUGCAUGCAGAAAAGAGCUAGAAUCCCUAAAACAUCAAACCCAACAACUACGAAGUCGCGCCACCACCGAGCAAAUAGCCCUGGACGGAAAAAGCUUUCCUACCCUCACCGGCGUCUAUUUCACAAAAGACUAUGAAGAAACCGACUGCGUCACGCAAGUAACCCUCGAACUCACCCUGUCCAAGAUUUUUACCUUCCCAGCCAAAGAAUGGAUGGAAAACGAACUGCUAUAUGAAGGCCAUGACGACGGCGCCAUAGCCCUCGUCCGCCUCUUUGGUCAACUCUACGCCUCAAAAUGCGGACGUAACCGCAACUCUUACACCGACUUCAUCGACUACGCCAUCUGGACGCGCGAAGCCAUCUUACUCUCUAAAAUGUUAGGGCUAGAGCUGGAGCGCGGGUGGGCGAUGCAUGCAGAGAUGCAAUUGAUUGCUUUUUGGCUGACGCGGUACUUGGGGUCUGCGGGGUUUGGGAUAAGGGAUUUUGAUGAUCCGGCGGCGUAUAAGGUGUGUCCGGAGGUUGAGGAGAGGGGUGUGGUGAGGAUUUUUGUUAGUCAGAAGGUUUGUGCGUCGUGUUUGGGGGUUGUGGAGAGGGUGAAUUGGGUUGUGGGGAAGUAUGGGGUCGAGUUUGAGGUUGUGGAUGGGAGGGUGGGGUAG
This is a messenger RNA of Bipolaris victoriae FI3, 1119 nucleotides long. RefSeq lists its product as hypothetical. The record is from RefSeq and is a predicted model, not a curated record. NCBI's taxonomy places the organism in Eukaryota, Fungi, Ascomycota, Dothideomycetes, Pleosporales, Pleosporaceae. The coding region runs from base 1 to 1119 and encodes 372 amino acids. The transcript has a single exon.